UGAAGGUGAAUUUUACCACGUACGUGAAGGCGCUCGUCUUCCUGAAAAACCUAGAAGGUAUCUUGAGAUUUCCUGCAAGUUUUAAGCCGUGCAUGGCUGUUGCUUCUUCCUCUUUUAACAAAGAGAAUUCUUACGAAGAGACAAUAGCAGAAGAGAUCGUCGAUUCGACCCAAAAGGAAGGAAUGAAGUGUUCUUGGACUGGGUCUCGUCGGACAAAACACGACAGUAUUUCUUCGGUGGAUAGUAAUUCUUCCUCUGAUUCGCCUUUCUCAGAUUCUCAGAACUAUAAAUCUUCAAAGAUGAACUCAACUAAAAAGCCUUGUGGAAGAAAGAGGGGAAGACGACCUUCUAAAAUCGAUCUUGAGGCAAAGCUCGAGCGAAGUCGACAAUCUGCUCGAGAGUGCCGCGCUCGUAAGAAGCUGCGGUAUAAGUACUUAGAGGAAAUGAUUGCCGACAAGGAAAGCUAUGUUUACCAGCUUCGAGAAGAGCUAGAAAUGUACCGCCGCUGGUGCAAGGCCGUUGAUAAAGGAGCUUACCCAACAGAACUGUUGGAAUUUCUCAAAGAUCAUACAAAGAGUGGCAACUGAAGCUCUGUGAUUAGCAAUAGGGUGCUUAACCUAACUGAUCAGUUAGCAGAUGCUGGCCAUUCCCUCUGAUCUGGUCUCAAAAUACUCCAUUCAAUGUUAGAUGAUGAUCAACCAAGUUCUGAACAAGGACUCGAUAACCUAAUUUUUUUUUUCUGAGGCUUUUCAUGGGUAUUUCAGAUAAAUCAAAGUUGGUGACAUUACAAAAAAGUUUUUCCAGAUUCCAGUUGACAUCUUUGUUAACAUCAGUGUUUUCUAAUCUCCUUAGCAUAAAUUUAUCAAAAAUUAGGUAAAGUGUCUCGCAAACAGCUGAAAACUAUUUUAUCUUGUAACCAUAUAUGCUCUCCAAAGUGACAUCUAUUUCCUUACGUUGCUUUUCUAAGGUGAAAUGUUAACAAUGUUAACAAGGAAAUAAGUUCUUUAGGCUAUUUUUAUGCAAAUCAGGGGCUAGUAUAGGUCAAUUUUGAUAUAUUAAAGGGUCGAUACGCACUGAGGACAAAACUGUUUUGUUUUAGCUACAAAAUAUGUCAACAUAUAACUUUUAUCAGUGCGGAUGGGUUUAUUUUUCCUGCAAGGACAAAAUAUUUUGACUCGGACAAAUUUAUCAAAGGAGCCACUGUCCUGCCACACUCACACUCAUCCUCAUCGGGUCCAUGAGGACUCUUGAGGCCAGACUGUCCUGCCUUGGAGGCUUACAAACUUUUUGUCCGUGGCUCUGAGGCUUAGGGGAAUAAAACAACGGAAAUCACAUCAAGGUUUAGAGAUAAAUGAUUACUAAUUUCUUUUGUUUUAUUCCCCUAAGCCUUGGAGCCAAGUUAGAAUUUUUAAUGAAGUUAUAUAUUGAAAUUGGCCUAUCUCAGGGCCGGGGUCUACAACAUGGGCACCAAAAAAAAUUCAUUACGAGUCAGAAGAGCAAUACUGGUAACAAAAAGAAUAUUAUUUUGAAUAUCAACAAGUUUAUAAAAUCAAAGGUUCUUGUUUUAGAUUUCUGGAAAAUAUGUUGGAAAAACUACAUGUACUGUAAGACUUAAAAGGUGACAGAAGUAUAAAAAAAGUAAUACGUCUACUAAAAACAUCAAUUUUAGAAUACAUAAACCUCUUAUUAGAUCAAAGGAUUUAUUCUGCUGUAAGAAAAAGGAAAGGGUGCACCCCAUUCCCUGUAUCAGUGAGGAUCAAAAUAGUAGGGUGGUGAGGACAUUCCUCAACACAAAAUCUCAGUCUAAACCACCACUGAUUAAAAAUCAUAAUUUGGUGAUGUCCUCACAAUAUGUUGUUCACCAUUCUUUUAGACAUGCUCUGACUUAACAUCUAUAGUACUCUGAAUAAUGUCUCACAAGUUUGCAGGCUAUAACAUUCCCUACAUGGAUAAUUGUGGGGCUUAAUACAUGUGAAAGCAUUGUUGAAAGUAGUUGUUGUUCAACAUGCAGGUUUUUCUCCUCAUUCAUAAGCUACUAUUAAAAAACUUGAGGAGUUCAAAUAAUUUUUUUGAGAAUGUAGAUUAAAAGAAAUUUUAAAUUUAUAUCUUAUUGAGGCUUAGUUUAGAAGGCAUCAACAGUCUUAUACAAAACCCUGCUGUAUUGAAAAUGGAAAUUGUUUUGAUGGGUUUUGUUUGUGAACUAUUUUGCGACUUUGUAAUUAUGUUUUUUUACUAGGCAAAUCAAAUUUACUGUAGUCUAGGUAAUACUGGAGCAGUAGACUUAGAAAGUUUGCAGUCUUUGUUUAGUACAGUAGGCAGAUUAACUGAACAUAAUUUCUCAAGGUUUUUUGUUUAUCAGUUAAAGGGUGUUUUGUGCCAACGUUGUCCAUCGAGACUACACGUAUGUGAAUUUGGUGCAAUGUCAGUAGACUUAGUGAAGUUAUAGCUCAUAUGCGGUGCUUUAAUAUUGUAAUAUUAGCUCAAGUUCAUCUUGUUUACAAUAUGUUGGCUGAGAAUGUUUUUUGGGUGUUUUGUGAUACAUAUAACCAAGUUUGUAAUGUCCAAAGUUAAAUUGAAGGUUAACAUGCUUUAGUAAUGACCGAGUACAGAUUUGAGACUGACUAAUCAAAGUCUUUGUGAAUUACAGGUAUACAGUAUCAGACAAAAUGGUUUCCUUUGUUAGCGAAGUUUUAACAUCUCAAUAAAGUUACAAAUUAUUUA
Messenger RNA from Orbicella faveolata, 2721 nucleotides. RefSeq names its product cAMP-responsive element-binding protein-like 2. Gene Ontology annotation, biological process: regulation of DNA-templated transcription. The record is from RefSeq and is a predicted model, not a curated record. Gene Ontology annotation, cellular component: nucleus. Lineage: Eukaryota; Metazoa; Cnidaria; Anthozoa; Scleractinia; Merulinidae. Gene Ontology annotation, molecular function: DNA-binding transcription factor activity.